Pogona vitticeps (central bearded dragon) is the source of this 1033-nucleotide messenger RNA. The record is from RefSeq and is a predicted model, not a curated record. Lineage: Eukaryota; Metazoa; Chordata; Lepidosauria; Squamata; Agamidae.
AUGGAGAAGUCCAAGAAUUUCCGGAUCGACGCGCUUCUGGCGGUGGAUCCCCCGAAGGCGGCGGCGGCCUCGGCGGCUCAGACCUCCCCGCUGGCCUUGGUCACCUCGCUUUCCCACCCGGCCCUCUCCUACUCCUACUCCCAGGUCCAGCCUUCGCACCCGGCCGCCGACCCCAUCAAGCUGGGCGCCGGCACCUUCCAGCUCGACCAGUGGCUCCGCGCCUCCACCGCCGGCAUGAUCCUGCCCAAGAUGCCCGACUUCAGCUCCCAAGCGCAGUCCAAUCUCCUGGGCAAAUGCCGACGGCCCCGAACUGCCUUCACCAGCCAGCAGCUGCUGGAACUAGAGCAUCAGUUCAAGCUGAACAAGUAUCUCUCCCGACCAAAGCGAUUUGAGGUGGCCACCUCCCUCAUGCUUACAGAGACCCAGGUGAAGAUCUGGUUCCAGAACCGGCGCAUGAAGUGGAAGCGGAGCAAGAAAGCCAAAGAGCAGGCAGCCCAGGAAGCAGAGAAGCAGAAAGGAGGACAAAGUGUCGGGGAAGACAAAGUGGGCGAUGAGAUGCCGCAGCCAUCUGGGCCCCCCGAGAAAAGCAGCAAUGGGGGUCGCCGCUUGCGGGAGCUGAGGGACAGUGACCCAGAAGAGGAGAUAGAAGACGAGGAGGAGGAUGAUGAUGAAGAUGACGAAGGAGACCGACCUGGACACUGUUGCCCCUAUGGUUCUCCUGACUGCUCUGAUGGGGAGGAGGAAGGGAGGCCGCCUCAUGGCAGGCAUGGGGGGACCCACGCACAACUGCCCUCUGCCCCAGCUCCCUGAAUAUAUAUGGGACCUGGAGAGCAAAUGUUCCCUUCCUUGCUUUAAGUCUUAAAACAAGGACUUGCCUCCACCAUCAAGAAGUUUGCUCCUCAUUAUCUAAAGUCCUCUGUGGACCAAAUGCCACCUGCAGCCACUGCUGUCCCUAUUUCCACCAGCCACAAACUCCAUGACGCAUAACAGAUCUAAACCAACUGACUCUGCUACCUGGCUACCUUCCCAGGUC